AAGUGGACCAAUAGUCCAACAAUUUAAGUAUUCAAGUCAAUUCAUUCACGUUGUUCAGAAAAAAAAAAAAGGUCAAUUCAUUCAGGUAAAGCCGAGCACCAAACAUUUAGAGACAUAAAAAGACAAUCUCUAUACAUCUGUAUAGAAAUUCUUUGAACAUCUAUUAAUUCCCAAUGGAUGGGCUCAUCCUCAAACCUAUAGAAAAUAAUUGUUGACUAAAGCAGCUAAUUGGAAGUACUUCCAGGUUAAAUAGGAUUGAGCAACUACACAAAGAACAACUAACUAGCUAGUAGUUUGAGCCUUGAAGCAGUAGUGUUCUUUAGUUUAUUCUAGUAGAUGCAUGACGGGCGGCUCCAAAAACGUGCGCUGCACUACAAAUCAUUUCCGACAUUGAUGGAAAAGCGUGUGCACGAUCACCAUAUAUUCCCCUGCCAAAGCUCUCCUCAUGUCCACACUCACAGACUAAUGCCGGCACCAAAAUCUCCAUCAGCGCCACCUCCAGCAACCCCCAAUGGCGAAAUUGCACCGGAGAGGUCGCCGUCGCCCUCCCGGCCCCAAAUUGCCCUUCAACAAUCUUCCCAUCAGAACAAAAAAGGUUCAUUUAUAUCAACCAAACUUUUCCGUCGAGUCAGGUCAGUGUUCAAGUCAUUUCCUAUAGUCAGUACGCCUUGCAAGAUGCCGAUCCCAAUCAACGGUGGUCGGCCUCACGACGGCCACCACAUUCAUGGAGGAAAGCAAAUGACAGGAACCCUUUUCGGGUACCGAAAAGCUAGAGUUAACUUGGCUAUCCAAGAAAAUCCCAGGUGCCUUCCAUUGCUUGUGCUCGAACUCUCCAUCAACACCGGAAAGCUCCUCCAUGAGAUGGGAUUGGGGCUGGUCAGAAUUGCUUUGGAGUGUGAAAAGCAUCAUCCCUCGGAGAAAAUCAAGCUCAUUGACGAACCGAUAUGGACUAUGUAUUGCAAUGGUAAAAAAGUUGGGUAUGCAGUAAAGAGAGAGCCAACUGAGGAUGAUUUGAAUGUGAUACAAAUGCUUCAUGCAGCUUCAGUGGGAGCUGGGGUGCUUCCCAUUGAUCAUACCAGUGCUGGAGAAUCUUCAUCGGAUGGCGGAGAAUUGACUUACAUGAGAGCUUGCUUUGAACGAGUGGUAGGAUCCAGGGACUCGGAAACUUAUUAUAUGAUGAAUCCGGAUGGUCGCAACAGUGGACCAGAACUUAGCAUUUUUUUCGUAAGGGUUUGAGAUUUGAUCAAGAAAAGUUGUAGUAUCUUGUAAUCAUGUUCGUAUUACAUAGGCCAGCCUUCUAACAUAUGCAUUGUAUUUGUUUUGAGGAUGA
This is a messenger RNA of Coffea arabica (coffee), 1330 nucleotides long. The record is from RefSeq and is a predicted model, not a curated record. Lineage: Eukaryota; Viridiplantae; Streptophyta; Magnoliopsida; Gentianales; Rubiaceae.